AUGAGUGACCUGUUAAGUUCUACAGUGGAUGCAAUGAAUCUGGCAGACAUGAAUAAACUGCUGUUUGAAAUAAGUGAGGAUCUGGACAAAGCAGAAACCCUUGCAAUGAUUUUCCUUUGUGAGAAGCGCGUUACUGCCCAAGAAAAAGAAAACAUCAAAGAUGCAAAGACAUUGUUCCUGUGUCUCAAAAAGAAAGAUUUAAUAUGUUGUAACGAUCUGUCCUUCUUGAAAGAGUUACUCUACAGAAUUGGUAGAAACGACCUACUCAGAGACAAAUUAGGGGUUAGAACAGAAGAAAUUAAAAGAAUUAUUGAAGUAUCUCCACAAAUUUCUCCAUACAGGAUUUUACUUUAUGACAUUUCACAAGGUCUUUCUAAAAAAGAAGUCGAAGAUUUGAAAUACUUGCUGGAUCUGAGCACAGCCAAAACAGAAAACGCUUCUAUACUGGAAAUAUUCUUGGAACUGGAAAAAGUUGGAAAAUUACAUCCCGAUGAUCUACAGAAGCUAAAACACGAUUUAGAAACAAUUGGUUGUAAAAACCUUUCUAGGAACAUUGAAGACUAUGAAAGAAUAUCAGAAGCUGAUAAUCACAGGCCAGAAAACCUACCAGAUUUAUUUGAGAAGAUUUCAGUACAAGAGGAGCAGGUUAAUUGUACUGCACAAGAACCCUUCAAUGGGGAGCAAAGGACACCCCAGCCUGAAACUGAAAGUGACUAUUGCCAACCCCAACAACACUCUCAUAUGAAUUUAGAGACCUACCACUUGGAGAAAAAUCCUCAUGGCUGGUGUGUGGUCAUAAAUAAUUACGACUUCAAAGAGGCAAGGUCUCAGGAUUGUAAAUAUACUGACAGAGAAGGAACAGCGAAGGAUGCAGAGGAGAUUACAAGGAUAUUUAAUGCCCGGGGCUACAUCACAGAAGAGCACAGGGAUCUAACUGCUGCAAAUAUACAGAAAACCUUGGAGAUGUAUAGUAAGAAAGAUCAUGCAGAGAAAGACAGCUUUGUGUGCUUUAUCCUCUCUCAUGGUGGGGUAGGAACUGUAUGUGGCUGUGACGGAGAAGAGGUGGAAAUCAAGAGAUUGACAAAAUAUUUUAAUGGUCAACACUGUCGCUCUCUCAUUAAUAAACCAAAGAUUUUCUUCAUCCAAGCUUGUCAGGGGAAAGAAUCACAUCCAAAAGUUGAUAUGGAUAUGGAUACUUCUUUUUAUGAACCAGAUGCAAAUGGAAGUCAUCUACCCCUAGAAGCAGACUUUUUAACCGCAUUUGCGACAGUUGAAGAUUAUACAAGUCUAAGACAUAGAGAAAACGGUAGCAUUUAUAUUCAGCAACUGUGCAAGGCCUUGACAACUUACACAAAUCAAGACCUGAUCGAUAUACUAACCAGUGUUAAUAGUGACGUUGCAAACAUGCUGUUCCGUUUAUGGAGGAAGAAUGUAACACAGAUGCCCUCAUUUAAAUCAGAGUUACGCAAAAAACUUAUUCUGCCACCUCCUAAUGCCAUGUAA
Molecule: messenger RNA, 1503 nt
Organism: Xenopus laevis (African clawed frog)
Lineage: Eukaryota; Metazoa; Chordata; Amphibia; Anura; Pipidae
Gene: casp8.L
Product: caspase 8 L homeolog
Biological process (GO): positive regulation of apoptotic process; regulation of apoptotic process; proteolysis
Cellular component (GO): plasma membrane; protein-containing complex; cytoplasm
Molecular function (GO): cysteine-type peptidase activity; cysteine-type endopeptidase activity
Source: RefSeq, marked provisional